This is a messenger RNA of Cajanus cajan (pigeon pea), 3595 nucleotides long. The record is from RefSeq and is a predicted model, not a curated record. Lineage: Eukaryota; Viridiplantae; Streptophyta; Magnoliopsida; Fabales; Fabaceae.
UCCCUAUGUUCCAAAUCACUUCCCAGAAAAUCCACACAAACCCAGAUGUCAAAAUCGCAUUUUUUUCUCCUGCUCCUUCUUUCUAUCCCCUUCUAGCUCCUGUCUUAUUUGCUUCAACCCCAAAAUCUAAAAUAACGAUGAUGGGUAUGUUUCGCAGGUACAUAAAUUCUCUGAAAAUCCCUUCCUUCUCAUCCCGCACCCACCAUUCUUCUCACAUAUUCAGAAACAAAGUUUUGCCACAAACUGAAACCACUCUUCAAUCUACAAGGUUUUCACCCUUUCAUUACCUUGCCUAUUGCCAAAGGCCAUUGUUUUAUGAUAAUACUCAUUGUUUGCAUUUCAUUCAGUAUUCGUUGCCCUUGAACUAUUAUAUUGCUUGUCAUAUUUCUAGGCGACAUUAUUGUUCAGAAACUGUUUCCAUGAACCAAGGUCAUGGUUGUAGCGAGAGUGGUGUUGUGGAGGUUAAUGGUUUAGAAAGUGAUGUUGAUAAGGUGUAUAGUACUAUAGUGGAUAAUUUAAAUGGAUUUAGCAAUUUGGAGAAAGCACUUGGCGAAUUGGGGAUCCCAUUGUCCACUCCUUUGGUUACUGGGGUGCUGCAUAGGCUUAGAUAUGAUGAAAAAAUUGCAUUUAGGUUCUUCACUUGGGCUGGUCAUCAAGAGGAUUAUUCACAUGAGCCUUGUGCUUAUAAUGAUAUGAUGGACAUCCUAUCUAGUACAAGGUACAAGGUAAAACAGUUUCGAAUAGUUUGUGAUAUGCUGGAAUAUAUGAAGAGGAAUAACAAGACAUCGGUUCCGCGUGAAGUUCUCUUGACGAUUUUGAGAAAGUAUACUGAGAAGUAUCUUACUCGUGUGCAAAAGUUUGCGAAAAAGAAGAGGAUAAAGGUGAAGACGCCACCGGAAAUAAAUGCAUUUAACUUGCUGCUGGAUGCUCUGUGCAAGUGUUGCUUGGUUGAGGAUGCUGAAACUCUAUAUAAGAAAAUGAGAAAAACGGUCAAGCCUAAUGAGGACACGUAUAACAUAUUGGUUUUUGGGUGGUGUAGGGUUAGAAACCCAACAAGAGGGAUGAAACUAAUGGAAGAAAUGGUUCAACUGGGUCAUAGGCCAGACAAUUUUGCGUACAACACUGCUAUCGAUACCUACUGCAAAGCUGGUAUGAUAACAGAGGCAGUAGAUCUUUUUGAGUUCAUGAGGACGAAAGGUUCAACUUUGUCUUCUCCAACUGCCAAGACUUAUGCAAUUAUAAUUGUGGCUCUUGCCCAAAAUGAUAGAAUGGAGGAGUGUUUUAAACUUAUAGGGCAUAUGAUUAGCAGUGGCUGCCUUCCUGAUGUCACAACAUACAAGGAAAUAGUUGAUGGAAUGUGUGUGAGUGGAAAGAUAGAUGAAGCUUACAAGUUCUUGGAAGAGAUGGGAAACAAAGGUUACCCACCAGAUGUUGUUACUUAUAAUUGUUUUCUCAAGGUGCUUUGUGACAAUGAGAAGUCUGAGGAAGCCCUUAAACUAUAUGGAAGGAUGAUUGAAUUGAGUUGCAUUCCUAGUGUCCAGACAUAUAAUAUGCUGAUGUCAAUGUUUUUUGAGAAGGAUGAUCCUGAUGGGGCGUUUGAUACAUGGCAGGAAAUGGAAAAUAAAGGUUGCAAACCGGACACUGACACGUACUGUGUGAUGAUUGAGGGGCUAUUUAAAUGUAAUAAAAUAGAAGAUGCUUGUUUUCUUUUGGAAGAAGUGAUAAACAAGGAAAUAAAAUUGCCAUAUAAAAAGUUUGACUCCUUUUUGAUGCAACUGUCAGUGAUUGGUGAUCUCCAGGCCAUUCAUAGGCUCUCAGAACAUAUGAGGAAAUUCUAUAAUCAUGGAAUGGCAAGGCGUUAUGCACUAAGUCAGAAGCGAAAGAGCAUGAGUUUAAGAGGGAAAUAAUAGUUAGAAAUUUCUUUGUUGAGUUUGUGCUACUUGUCUGGAAUUCACUAUUCAAAAUACUGUCCUCAAGCUUGCCCUGCAUCACAUAUUGGACUACUUUGUGAUGAUAACUGGUUGCAUCUCUGAACAUGUUCUAUCAAUCAUGCCAUCUGCUGCUGAUAAUUUUUGUACAAAAACUUCAAAAGGUGGGGAAAAUCCGUAUUUUUAAUGAUAUCAUCGCAUGUGGGGGUGGAGGAUGUGCACUUUUGCAUGAUGGUAAACUUUGUUAUCUAGUCAAGAAUCUUCUAAUUACUUCAGCACGAAGCCAUUUAUGAGAUUUACCUUGCAUUUUGGGGGGCAUAGUUUGUUUUGACUUUUUCAACUAUCUAACUGUAUCAUUGUUGUAACCAAUUAAAGGGUUAGAAAGAGACCAAGAAGGAUAUUGAAGGAAAAUAUUAAAGAAAUUUCUUGAUGAAUAUUUUUUUUAGAAUUUGAUUUUUAAUGGAGUACAAUGACAUCGUGUGAUCCUUGCAACUGAUUUUACCUAAUAAAAUGAGGAUAUUGUUGUUGUAAAUGGACUUUUGGGACAUAUAUGUCAAAAUUUCUAACAGGCUCCUUGGUGCUGGAAAACAUAUUUUGUACAAGCAUGUACACUUGGUUGAUGGACAUGUAUUCUUUGCUGGAAAACAUAUAAUAGCAGUUUCUCGUAUAUGCAGCAUACAGUUAUUUUAUGUGUAUCAUGUUGUAUUCAAAUCCAUAUAUGGAUUGCAAGUUCAAGAAGAAUAAGCACUAGUGGAAUGAGUUAUGAAUUAUGAUUAUGUCUAUUAUGUUCUUCUCUUGUUUAAUUGUUUCGUAUCUAUAAUCUGAUGGUUCCUAGAAAAAUGUUAAUUUUUUAAUCAGAGUAAUAUGAUUAACUAAAUGGAAAGUAUGCAAUUUGAGUCAUGGAAAUGGUUUCAUGAUCUGGAUUGCAUAUGUAUAGACAUAACUACAUAACACACUGCAGAUUAGUGAGUCACGUGAAAUGAUAGAUGAAGAUGAAAACUGUUAGCUGGAGUUAUAUAUAUUUUCCAAAUUUUUAAUAUCUAGGAAGAAACAGUAAAUGUAGGAUGUUAUUAAUGAUGUUUUGGGGGCAUGUAUUUGACUAUAUUCUUUUGAUCAAGUCUUCUGAAAUUAUUUGUUUGGUUGAGAUCAUAUGUAAAGCAAUCUGCAAAAGAGAUUGUGGAAUCGGAUGACCUUUAGUCAAUACCAACCAUAUGUAAAGCAAUACUAUGUUAUUAAGUCUCCUCCUCCCUCGCUAAUUCUCCUUGCUCUUGCUCACUAAAGUUUGCUAGUUUCGCUCCUUGGGCUCAUUCUUUCUCUGGUUUGUCUCUCUCACUCUGAUCUCUGCAUAUUUUACUUGGGCUUGUUGAUUUAGGUUUGGUCCUAGGAUUUGUUGAUUUGUUUGUUUGAUUUUGCUUUUUUGGUAAGCUGGAUUUUUAUUUGUGUUCUUCUACCAUAACUAUUUUAGUGUUUUUAAACUCUCAAGCAUAUGAAUUGAUAAGGCUCCUUAGGAUGCUUGCUUGCAAUUAUGACUUAAUAUUGCUAUGCCUUUGAACUGUGUGGCAUUGAAUGGUAGCUUGUAAAGCUUUGUGCCACUUAUGGUGUUCUAGGGCUCCAUCUUGAUGACCUGAUUGCAAGUGCGAGUUAUCAUGAGCUUAUUAUUAACUUUU